Molecule: messenger RNA, 3681 nt
Organism: Chinchilla lanigera (long-tailed chinchilla)
Lineage: Eukaryota; Metazoa; Chordata; Mammalia; Rodentia; Chinchillidae
Gene: Ifrd1
Product: interferon-related developmental regulator 1
Exons: 12
Coding region: 1535-2890 (451 amino acids)
Cellular component (GO): nucleus
Source: RefSeq, a predicted model, not a curated record
GGAAGAAGAGACCAGAAGGGGGUCAAGGGCAAGCCAAUGGAGUUGGCAUUUAAUGUAGCAGUACCUGGGAACCACGGUAUUCUCGUAGCAAACAUUAAAGCAGGGGGUAAUAAAAAGAGGAUACAAGAGUGAAUCUUGCAGUACCGCUGGGCAGGAAACAUGGGCAGAUAGACGGAGGUCAUGUGUGACUGGUGAACGGGCUGUGAAUUUCAGCUUUCGGGGGGACACUCGAGAAAGAGCAGCCACGUGUGAACCUGAGCGUUGGAUGUGAACACACGGGAGGGAGGACACUAGCACGGGGAACACGGGAAGAGGGAAGCUCUGUCCUUGCUGUACUUGUUUACAGAUGUUAGGUCGAGGGCAAGAGUGACAGUCAGGUGGAAACGGGGAGCUCAGGUGAGAGGUGGGGCAGAGACUGAGUCACCUACACUGGGGUGAGUCAGUGAGCUUGGCCCGUCAUAAGCGUAGAACGUGGACCUAAUUACAAGCCCAAAAUAGAGGACAAAUGGAACAAGGAAGACCAGGAGAUCCAGAAGUACCCGAGAAACAAAACAAAACCCGCUGCAAUUACUGAUAUUUAUAGUCCCAGUUCGUUCAGCCACCUGUCAAGUUCUCAGAAACUCUUAUCCCAGGUGGGGUUGUCAAGGACGCGUCCUUGGGUAGAAAUCUGAGCCACUGAAUUCCAGAUGUGCUGGGUGUUCUCUGGUGUAGAGGUGGGGCGCGACACAAGCGACACAGCCGAAGUAGAGGAAAGCACACUUUUUGGGGGCACUGUGGGCUACAGAGCCGCGAUGGGUACCGACGAUCGCUACACGGACCCCACAGCGGCAGUCAUGGCAAGUUCCCAAAGAGGGGUACGGCCGUGCUCGGCAGAGGCGGGGAGAGGGCAAGGCAGAUCCGCUGGGGAGAGGGCCUGCGGGGCCUGCGCCGCCGGGUUGGAGCCGGCUCCCUCCUCGGCGUUCCCGCCGCGUGGCUCAGCGCCGGGCGCGGCGCCCGGCAGGGGCGGGGUCACGACUCUUGAAGUGAGUGGGCAGAAAGGCCGUUGGGGGAACGGGCAGGGGCGGGCCGACCCCACCCCCGGGCCUACUACAUUUCCCAAGAUCCAGUGCUCUCCCGAAGACUGCGGCCCGGGCGCAGAGUGCAGAUUUGCGGCAUGGGAUUGGGAGUCAGGGUCCAGGUGUUGCCCUAGUGGACGCUAGUGGGGAGAUCUUCAGCGAUUGGCUAUCGAACACUCUAGCCUCGCCCUUCAUUGGUGACGUCAGGCAGCUGUCUGGCUACUUAAGGCGUCGCAGUCUCCCCCGCCCCGCCUUAGCUCCCGCGCUAGAGAGAAACAUGUAUCGUUUCCGAUCACAGCUCUUCACGGGGAUUUCUGCUGCCGCCGCUGCCCACUCGUACCCCCGUCGCUUCUCGCCUCUGUUGUUAGCCGAAGACUCGCCUCUCAGCCGCCCGACGCACAGACGCACGAGUAGAAAGUGCAGCUCCAUCGGCUGAUCUUCACUGAGCUCCCAGUUUAGGCGGCACCGGGCGUCCCACGAUGCCGAAGAAUAAGAAGCGGAACGCUCCCCACCGCGGUGGCAGUGGUGGCGGCGGCGGCUCAGGGGCAGCCGCGGCGACGGCGGCGACAGCAGGUGGCCAGCAUCGAAAUAUUCAACCCUUUAGUGAUGAAGAUGCAUCAAUUGAAACGAUGAGCCAUUGCAGUGGUUACAGCGAUCCUUCCAGCUUUGCUGAAGAUGGACCAGAGGUCCUUGAUGAGGAAGGAACUCAAGAAGAUUUAGAGUACAAAUUGAAGGGAUUAAUUGACCUAACCUUGGACAAGAGUGCGAAGACAAGGCAGGCAGCUCUUGAAGGCAUUAAAAAUGCACUGGCUUCCAAACUGCUCUAUGAAUUUAUUCUGGAAAGAAGAAUGACAUUAACUGAUAGUGUUGAACGCUGCCUGAAAAAAGGGAAGAGCGAUGAGCAGCGUGCAGCCGCAGCGUUGGCCUCCGUUCUCUGUGUUCAGCUGGGCCCCGGCAUUGAAAGUGAAGAGAUUCUAAGAACUCUGGGGCCCAUCCUAAAGAAAAUAAUCUGUGAUGGAGCAGCUAGCAUCCAGGCCAGGCAAACUUGUGCAACUUGCUUUGGUGUUUGCUCUUUUAUUGCCACAGAUGACAUUACUGAGCUGUAUUCAACUCUGGACUGCUUGGAAAAUAUUUUCACCAAGUCCUAUCUCAAAGACAAAGACGCCAAUGGUAUUUGCGGUGCCCCUUCCACAGUGCUCCAUAUCAGCUCGCUGCUCUCAUGGACGUUAUUGCUGACCAUAUGCCCAAUCAGUGAAGUGAAGAAAAGGCUGGAGAUGCAUUUCCAUAAACUUCCAAGCCUGCUUUCUUGUGAUGAUGUAAACAUGAGAAUAGCUGCUGGUGAAUCCUUGGCGCUUUUGUUUGAACUGGCCAGAGAGAUGGAGAGUGACUUUUUUUACGAAGACAUAGAGUCUUUGACCCAGGUGCUGAGGGCUUUGGCUACAGAUGGAAAUAAACACCGGGCCAAAGUGGACAAGAGAAAGCAGCGCUCCGUGUUCAGAGACGUCCUGAGGGCGGUUGAGGAACGGGAUUUUCCAACAGAAACUGUUAAAUUUGGUCCUGAACGCAUGUAUAUUGAUACUUGGGUCAAAAAACACACUUAUGACACCUUUAAAGAGGUUCUUGGAUCAGGGAUGCAGUACCACUUGCAGUCAAAUGAAUUCCUUCGCAAUGUGUUUGAACUUGGACCUCCGGUGAUGCUUGAUGCUGCAAUGCUCAAAACAAUGAAGAUAUCUCGUUUCGAAAGGCAUUUGUACAACUCUGCAGCUUUCAAAGCACGGACAAAAGCUCGAAGCAAGUGUCGCGAUAAGAGAACAGAUGUUGGAGAAUUCUUCUAGAUUUUUAGCACUUGAUGACUUUUUUCUAGUUUCUUUUCCUAUUUUUAAUGUAUAUAAGCCUUAGAGACAGUUUUUAUCUUAGGUCAAGUUAUCUCAUUUUUGUAGUGGGGAGGUGGAUUAUAUAUUCCUUCUAACUUAAUGUACAGUAUUGUAAAUGAUGAGUUCUGCUUAUUGAAUGUUCUCUAAAUAUAAUUAGUAAACAUGAAUAAGGUGUAAUGUUUGGUCAUGUUCUAUUUAAGAAACAAAAAGAUUGCAUUUCACUUGAUUUCAUGUUGAAGACAGUUUGAUUUCUUAUACUGUGCUUAUCAAAAUAGUGGCGAUUUUAAUGAUACAAGAACAAGAUCAUUAACUUAGUGUCUUACAGAUUUGGAUACAAGUUUUAGGAGCUAGUUCUCGGGGAAAGCUGCUGUAUUUUAAAUUUUAAAUGGACUGUACCUAUUUCAGUUUUUUCACUGGGAUAAACAGAGGAAUUAUACACUAAAAUUUGCAAGCGCUACACUUAAAGGUCAUUAAUUAAUUUUCGGCUUCUGGAAGUUCGGGGCAAGUUAGCCUGGGCGGAAAGGUUGCUGAUCUGAACCUCUCAGGUAGUAAUACUCAUUUUAUCUGCAGUGUGAGAGGUUGUUCUUAUCACUUGGAAAUAAAGAUCUUUUCACACUGAAAGUGCUUGUUUUCUUAUAGAAGAAACAUUUUAAUAACUUAGAGGUAUAGAGUUCAAAAUACUCAAGCCAGGUAGGAAUGUUGUAUGUUUGAAAACUUUAAAAUGAAAUAAAUGUAGCAAUAUAAAACUGGCA